AUGAGUUCAAUCCAGUCGCUCGGCCUCCAUGAGCCCAGCGCUCUACCCUACCUCGUUGCCGCUUCGAUCCUCCCCACUGAUCCUCCCACUUCACUAUACAGAUGGACACUCUCACGGGUGUACGACGAAAAUGCCUCGAGUUUUGUGGAAGAAGAGAUUCUUAUGACAGAACACUGUGUGGUGUGGUCCAGGAACGGUGCAAUUGAAAGAGCGCUGAACCUCAGUGUCGAGGGCGAGACGAUUCUGCAUGCUUUGGUCGCUAAGUUUGGCCCACCUGGAGAUAUCGAAGAGAACAGUCAACAGCAGCAUAAAAACGGCAGGCCAUUAGAGCGUGGACUGGUGGUGGUGUUCAAGACUCAAGUUCAUAUAUUCCUUCUCUCCGGCGACAGCUAUGUCUUCCCUCUCUCCUUUGAGGUUGAUUCUGCGUUUCCUUUACCGUCUGGAUUCAUUCUACAGCGGAAGCUAGGGGAGAUGGAGUCUGGUGGCUACGUUGAGCACGUCCAUCACGACCUCAGCACUAUCAACGAAACUCUGACUUCUAUCGGUGGCAACAGCUCGAGACCGUCGCUGAUCUUGCCAGAAAAGCGGCCCUCAGACCCUAGACUGGCGCCAUCCAAUGCCAAUGGCAUGCCCCGGACCUUUUCAUUGACUAAGAUCAUGUCCGAGUUAGGGCUUGUGGUGUGGAGCCCUAGUCGGAAAGGUGAAGGUCUUGAACAAUGCGGUGCACUUCCUCGCUCUGAGAAGGUGAUUUUCAUCUCUGCUGGUGACGAAUUCGGGUCUGGAAGCGCGAGCGAUCGACCUAUCUGCAUGGCCUUGACCCUCAAUGAAAGAAAUGCUUCCUUCACACUCUGGCAUGUGAGCGGAGACGUCAUGACCGAGAAACACAAACAACGAAGUGAGAAAGAAGCCAACACCAAAUCUCGCGCGGCUUUGAGGAAGAGUUCAAACGUCUAUGGCCGGGACCCUAGUAAUCUCAGGGAAAGCCUUUUGGGUUCCCGCCCUCCGCAUCCAGAGGGCGGGCCAUUCUCGUCUUUAGAAGAACAGAAAUCCUUUCCAGCAAAUGACCUUGCUUCUCAACUGGGGCCUGAAUUCGGCGAUGUUGGGGUGCAAACGCGGUCGGCCCGUAGAGUCAGCUCCAUGCUGGCACGAACAGAUUUGGCUUCCGCAGCGGAUCGAAACACGUUCAACGACCUAGCAAUGGGUCACGCGGGCCGACAGAGUCUGAACAGGGCUGGCAGGCGAGGCGAAUCAAUCGGCAGUUUUAAUGAGCGGCAGAGCUUUGGUUUUCGACGGAGAAGCUCUUUCCCGACAAAUACAUCUAUUUUCAGUACCGGCACCUCGUUCCUAGACAUCUCAGCCCGAGGACUAUUAGAAGAAUUUGACCCCUUGCGGCAGUCUAUGCGUCUAGAAGACGAUACUUUCGACGGCUCGGAAACCAAUCUUCCCAGAGAUGUCGGAUUCUUCAAAGUCAAAAGUUUUCCGCGCCGACAGUCAUCUACGGAGCCCGACUCCGCUUUUGACGUGAAGGUUCUACCGCUGAGCACUGGUAGUGCCUUCGUGCAGGAUGGUGAGCGAACAAGGGACGUCUACCUCUGCGUAAUGGACAAGAGCGCCCAGGAGAUGACCAUAGUUAGGGUUCUGGUGAAAAAACACAUCCACGGCAACGCACGAAAGUCGACCAUCUCCAAAUAUUCGUUUGAGCUCAAAGUGGCCGAAAUUCGCAGAUUGGCUGGCAUUAAGGACGCAUGCACGGUCGUGGACAGAUCUAUCCAGCGACUAGUCGUCUUAACACAGUCCCGGACGCAAAUUACUGGCUUGCAGCUCGAAGCGCCGUGGUCUCCAUCCUUCCAACUCGGACUUCCUGUACAAUACGCAAUUUACGAUCCAUUUCUGAGCUCCCAGUCAUCCAGUUCGAGAAAGGACAAAGACACAGGAAUCAGGAGAGUCAUACCGGGAACAGAUGUACAAAUUCAAGCCCUAUUCGAUUCAGGAAUUCAAGCACAGAUUUACGCCGUUGACCAAGACAAGCGCCGACAUACAUUGGGGAUCCGACUUGCUCCUCGAGAUCCUCUCGUGCACAAGAUUCUCAAAAUGUGUGACAUGGUGCUUGGCCCGAACCAACAGGAAAGCCUUCUCGUUACGUUUUGGGAGGUUUCGAGGUGGCUGAAAGGCAGGAAACCACCAGUAAACUCUGAAUGGACUGCCCUGGUGGUAGUGCUCUUCUCCCUGGCAGUGCCUUUCAUUAGCAAUCAACAUUCUCAGUCUACACCCACGCGGCGUCGGACCAAAAAUGCUCUUCUUCGCUCCAGCAGUGGAAGUGCCAUCGACCUUACGAAUUAUGAACUCAUGCAUCACGCAGAUAACGAAAUGCCCCAGAAAUUCGGAAUGCAAGGGCCUGCUUGGGGGUGGAUGUCGGAGAAGUCCCUUGAACCGACAAUAGUCACGCCAAAAUCAAAGCACUCCCGAGCAGCAAGCAUGGCCUCUCUCCAAGAGGGUUCCUCCGAUAAAAGAAACGCCUUUUUGAUUGCAUGUAUAGCUCUAGCAAGAGAGUAUACGCAAACUCCGCUAGGAGAAAGUGCUCUUGGACCGGAGGGAUAUUUGCCGACCUCGAUCAACAAGGAACGAGAGCAACGUUGCAAUGCUAUACCCAGUAUUUUACUCGGUUUGCAUCUCCUUUAUGAGGAAGACAAACUCAAUACAAUGUCUAACCCUGGUCGGAGGAGGUCAAGAAGCGGCUUGGUGAUUGUUCUUGCUCAGCUGGGGCAUUGGCUUGGAUGGGAAGACUGGACGUCUCGUAGCAAUGCCUACUAUGAACAUGAAUCGGCGGAAGCCACCAAUUGUUUAUACGACGAAUCGCUCCUUGACGGUCUGCGAAUUCCAGGACAACCAUUUCCGCCGCCGUCAAUAUACGAACACCUUGAGAGGUGGAUAAACGGAUUCGCACCCGCUCCGUUUUUGACGUUGGCUCGUGUUUCCGGUUUGCCAGAGCUGAGCGACCAUGAACAUCUACUAUGGUGGCAGGCAGCGAACCUGACGCCACGAACGUUGGCUCUUCUGUCCUUCAUGGAUCAAGCAAAGGAUCAGCUCAGUCCCCACAGAGCAAUCGCGGCCCUGCUUCAAUCAGGGGUUAGUGAGCGCAUUCUGAGCACUCUUCCUGACGGAGUAGCUGCUGCUUUCUAUCAAGCAAUUGCAUCGAACCGCUACAGGGCCGACAAAGUUGGCAACCUUGUAAAUCAGCUUAUCCUGGGACGAAAUGCUGUAGUUCAACAAGCUGAUGAUUCGUCCCACCAUUCAUACAAAUCACAAUUGUUACCGUCGUCACACGAAGCUCUGAAGGACUAUCACGCCAUCUGCUCAUCUGCAGUUGAGGCUGAAACGCUUCAAAGAUGGGACGCGUCUUCCGAGGCAGACCGACAUGUUAUCAGCAAAUUGAUAUUCAACGAGGACCGUCGCUUCACAGAAGCUUCCAGACUUGUCAAUCAGACAAGGCCUCCAGUAGUUGAAUGCACACCUGAGCCUGGCUGGAGCGAUGUCGACUUGUUAGAAGCACAAAAAGAACUAGCCCAACAUGUCACCCGCAGGACGUUAUCUGUGGCUGCAGGACGAGGAAUGAUGCAUUUCAAUGCUCGUGUCCCCUUGCUCACUGAAAGGGUUCCCAUACCUGCUUUCAGUCUGCAAUGUAUCAUGAAACCUCGGGAGGCCAGUGAGGCCGCCCAGCCCAUGACUUUCAGCGCCGACAAGGCCACAUUCACGGAAGAAAAGGUGUGUUGGGCAUUCUUCCACAACGGCGCUUCGAUGGGUCUCAUGAUCUCGAACGAUGCUAAAGGAAUCGAUACUUCAUGGAUACUGUACAAUAAGCCUCCCGAGUUGACGAACCGCCACGCUGGAUUUUUGCUUGCCCUGGGUCUGAAUGGUCAUCUCAAAACACUGGCCAAAUGGGUUGCUUUCAAGUAUCUCACUCCUAAGCACACUAUGACAUCUGUCGGACUCUUGCUAGGACUCUCAGCCUCUUUUCUCGGAACCAUGGACACACUCAUAACCCGCCUGCUCUCCGUUCACGUUACUCGUCUACUGCCGUCCGGUGCCGCCGAACUCAAUCUGUCCUCAUUGACACAAACCACUGGAAUUAUGGGAAUUGGACUCUUGUAUUAUAAUUCUCAACAUCGUCGUAUGUCCGACGUCAUGCUAUCCGAGAUUGAAAACGAUGAUCCAGAAGAAGGUGUUGCAUUUGACAACGUCAUUCGCGACGAGGGCUACCGACUGGCCGCCGGGUUUUCUCUAGGUCUCAUCAAUCUCGGACAGGGCAAACGUCUUCAUGGUCUUCAUGAUAUGGGCGUUGUCGAACGCCUCCUCACUAUCGCCGUAGGCACGAAGAAUGUGAAUAUGGUUCACGUCCUCGACCGCGCGACUGCGGGGGCUGUGAUGGCCGUAGCUUUCAUUUUUAUGAAAACCAACGACGCGGGGAUUGCGAAGAAAGUCGACAUUCCGGAUACUUUGCAUCAAUUUGACUAUGUACGACCAGAUAUUUUCCUUCUUCGAACCCUGGCUCGGCAUCUGAUCAUGUGGGACUCUAUUCAACCCACUUACGAUUUCAUCCAAAAGUCGCUUCCCGAGCCCUACAGAUCGAGAUUCGAUUUGAAGACUACGAAAUUUCUCAGCACCGAGGACAUGCCAUUCUUCAACAUUGUCGCCGGGAUCUGCUUCGCUAUUGGGCUGAGGUUCGCAGGCUCUCAACGACACGACGUCCGUGAUCUGCUCGUCUCUUACCUGGACCAGUUUCUCCGCCUGAGCCGUUUGCCUGCACAUAACUACGAUUCUCAAGUUACCCUGAACAGUGUGCGCAACUGCCUCGACACCCUUGCCCUAGCUUCAGCGUCCGUUGUGGCCGGUUCGGGUGAUUUACUUGUCAUGCGCCGUCUGCGCGCUCUUCAUGGACGUACUGAUAAAGAUACACCAUUCGGAAGCCACCUCGCGGCCCACAUGGCUCUUGGCGCCUUGUUCCUAGCUGGCGGUACGCGGACCUUCGGAACAUCAAAUCUGGGAAUUGCGAGCCUGUGUAUAGCUUUCUACCCCAUCUUUCCCAGCGACGUCCUCGACAACCGCGGCCAUCUUCAAGCUUUGCGGCAUCUAUGGGUUCUUGCUGCCGAGGGGCGGUGUCUCGUCGCAAGGGACGGUGACGCAGGUGGCUCCGUCUCAGGAGGUAUGACUGGCCGCGUUCAUCUGAAAAACGGUGAGAUGCAGACAAUCCGCUUGCCUGGCCUGAUACCAGAGUUCGACACCAUCAAAUCCAUCGAGGUCAAGGGUGAGGGCUUCUGGGAUGGGCAUCUCGAUUUCGAAGCUGGAGGACAAUCGCUCAGAGAAAGGAUCAAGAGCGAAAAUGCGGUGAAUGUUAUCCUUCGGCGCCGCACCACCUACGAUGAGCCCCCAAGGAAUCUUUUCACGGCGGAAUUGCAGGCCAAAGCUUGGGCGAUGGGAAUCCCUAGCAUUGACCCGAAUGCUGUCCCUUCGUACACUAGCGCUAUUACCACCAGCUCUACAGCCGCAGCUAGUGUCACCACGACCUUUGCGAGAAUGGCAGCUCCGAAUCCAUUCGAAUGGCUUUUCGAACUCGAGCCUCUCAAGGACUUUGACCACGCCGAACGAGCGCUUGUACUAGGUCCGAUACCUAUAGAUGGGAAGGAGCUGAGCAGAACCACAGUCGUGGAUUCACGGCUCGAGUUUGAGAAGGGCGUUCUGCCUUCAGAAAAUCCGGUAGGCCAAAGUGUCGGGGUAGGGAAGGCACAGAUGGAGAAAGACAAACUGUGGCAGUUGAGGUUGUUGUUUGCCUGGUUUGAUCGAUGGGAGAGGGAGGAUGAGGAGUUUGAGCGAAGAAAACGAAUGAUCGAACAACACGAAGGUCCCAGUAGGGACACCAAUGGGGACGAAAAUUCAGAUAAAUGGUUCGCGGAUAGUGGAGGAACUUGGCUGAGAAGAGUGGUGAUUGAGAAGUUGAGAUGGAAGGUAUGGAAUCUGACUACAGGCGCUGCCGAUGAGAAUGACGACACCAGGGACGAUCACGGUAACGAGAUAUUGUGA
Molecule: messenger RNA, 6075 nt
Organism: Cladophialophora bantiana CBS 173.52
Lineage: Eukaryota; Fungi; Ascomycota; Eurotiomycetes; Chaetothyriales; Herpotrichiellaceae
Exons: 1
Coding region: 1-6075 (2024 amino acids)
Biological process (GO): metaphase/anaphase transition of mitotic cell cycle; protein K11-linked ubiquitination; anaphase-promoting complex-dependent catabolic process
Cellular component (GO): anaphase-promoting complex
Molecular function (GO): molecular adaptor activity
Source: RefSeq, a predicted model, not a curated record